Molecule: messenger RNA, 451 nt
Organism: Notechis scutatus (mainland tiger snake)
Lineage: Eukaryota; Metazoa; Chordata; Lepidosauria; Squamata; Elapidae
Source: RefSeq, a predicted model, not a curated record
UGUAAACGGCUGUAUGAAGCGUUGUGCCGCGGUUUAUGGGCCUCGGCUGGAGGUGGGCCUGGCGCUUCCCGUGCCACUCCACGCUCCACGUCUCCUCCUUCCUUGUGUCUUCCCCCCCUCCCCAGAGCCUGGCCACGCGGUUGAAGGAGAACAUGGAGAAGCUGACGGAAGAGCGGGACCAGCGCACGGCGGCCGAGAACCGGGAGAAGGAGCAGAACAAGCGGCUCCAGCGGCAGCUCCGGGACACCAAAGAGGAGAUGGCAGAGCUGGCCAAAAAGGAGGCCGAGGCAAGCCGGAAGAAGCACGAACUGGAGAUGGACCUGGAGAGCCUGGAGGCUGCCAACCAGAGCCUGCAGGCGGACCUGAAGCUGGCCUUCAAGCGCAUCGGGGACCUGCAGGCCGCCAUCGAGGACGAGAUGGACAGCGACGACAACGAGGACCUCAUCAACAG